This is a messenger RNA of Notothenia coriiceps (black rockcod), 979 nucleotides long. Its product is annotated as gap junction Cx32.2 protein. Gene Ontology annotation, molecular function: gap junction channel activity. The record is from RefSeq and is a predicted model, not a curated record. The transcript is spliced from 2 exons. Gene Ontology annotation, cellular component: connexin complex. The coding region runs from base 115 to 975 and encodes 286 amino acids. Lineage: Eukaryota; Metazoa; Chordata; Actinopteri; Perciformes; Nototheniidae. Gene Ontology annotation, biological process: cell-cell signaling.
CCUCACCCAGCUAAAAACUCCAAGGUCCAACUCUAAAGUUAACCAUCUGUCCGAAACGCAGGCAGUCCUCUCCGACUGGUCGCCAGAUUAGUAACUGAUCAUCACAAAAUAAAGAUGGGAGACUGGGGAUUCCUGUCGACUUUGCUGGACAAGGUCCAGUCCCACUCCACGGUCAUCGGGAAGAUCUGGAUGAGCGUCCUCUUCCUGUUCAGGAUCAUGGUCCUGGGAGCGGGCGCUGAGAACGUUUGGGGGGACGAGCAAUCGGGCUUCCUCUGCAACACUCAGCAACCUGGUUGUGAGAACGUCUGCUACGACUGGAUCUUCCCCAUCUCGCACAUUCGCUUCUGGGUCAUGCAGAUCAUCUUCGUCUCAACGCCAACGCUGGUCUACCUGGGCCACGCCGUGCACGUCAUCCACCAGGAGAAUAAAAUGAGGGAGCGCAUGUUGAGCCCUGGGGGGUCCCAACUGAACAAAAGGCCCAAAUACACGGACGACAAGGGGAAGGUGAAGAUCAAGGGGAACCUUCUGGGGAGCUACCUCGCGCAACUGAUCGUCAAGAUCAUCAUCGAGAGCGCCUUCAUUAUUGGCCAGUACUACCUGUACGGCUUCAUCAUGGUGCCCAUGUUCCCCUGCUCCAAGAAGCCCUGCCCCUUCACCGUGGAGUGCUACAUGUCCCGCCCCACGGAGAAGACCAUCUUCAUCAUCUUCAUGCUGGUGGUGGCCUGCAUCUCCCUGCUGCUCAACUUCAUCGAGGUGUUCUACCUGCUCUGCACCAGGGUCAGGUGCGGCUCCAGGCAUCACACUCACAAAAUCACCUCAGCGGAAAACCCUGCCACCCUGUUGGGUCCAAAAUGGCCGACCACAGCAGACGCACUGAGGGAGAACAAGAUGAACAUUGAGAUGGAGAGCAGCCAGAGCAUGGGGGGAAGUCUGGACGGAGCCAAAGAGGAGAAACGGCUGCUGAGUGGACAUUAAAAAA